AGGUUCCAUAAUUUCCUUUGACAAAAAAAGGUGCUUUCUAUUUUCGAUUUUGCAACCUGCAGAAAGAAAUAAAGAAAGGCUAAAAAUUUUUAACCAAAAAAAAAAAAAAAGGAAAAAUGGGAAAAUCAACAGUAAUCUUCAUUGCUAGUACUAUUUGUUUGUUCUCCUUGCUAGGGAUCACUCAAGCCAAUGAUGAGUAUGAGUUCAUUCUCGAAGGAAUGGUCUAUUGUGACCCUUGUCGUUCAGAAUUCAAAACUAAUCUUAGUCAACCUUUAGCAGAUGCGAGGGUGGGGAUGCAAUGCCGACACCCCGAAACCGAACAAAUCACUAUAACUGUCAGCGCCUCGACUAACUCCACAGGUUAUUACCACAUGCUGAUAGAUGGAGACCACGAGAGUGAGCUCUGCGAGACCUAUUUGAUAAGAAGUCCUAAAGAAGAUUGCAGUGAAAUACCAAAUCAAGGGCAUGGCAGAGAAUCAUCAAGAGUUACUCUCACUAACAACAAUGGCAUAUCUGGAAAGUAUCGUGAUGCCAAUCCUCUCUUUUUCUUGGCUAAAAAAGUCGCACCAGAGUGCGCACAAGAAUUCAAGGAGAUGGAAUAUAUUCCUGAACUUAAAGAUAUCAACCAGGCAUGAAGCUUUAAUUUGUUGACUAGUUGAAUAAUAGCAAGACUAAAGUCCUAUAUUUUAAUAUGUGGUCAAAUUUUUAUGUUUUGUUUGUGUUAGUUUAAAUCUUGAUUUUGAUAAUUAUUUUGGACAAUGUGGUCAAAUUUUUAUGUUUUUUUGUGUUAGUUUAAAUCUUGAUUUUGAGGCUUAAGGGGUUUCUAAACUUUAUCCAUUAGAGCUUUGUACGUACGUAAUAGAAAUUUUCAUUCAUGACUCAAAUGUAUUAAUUUGAUUUACCAACAAGAAAAUAAAAAAACAAAUAAUAAAAUACCUCUUAUUGGGUUCCUUAUUUUAUGU
Messenger RNA from Lycium ferocissimum, 962 nucleotides. Its product is annotated as olee1-like protein. Bases 117 to 635 code for a protein of 172 amino acids. NCBI's taxonomy places the organism in Eukaryota, Viridiplantae, Streptophyta, Magnoliopsida, Solanales, Solanaceae. The record is from RefSeq and is a predicted model, not a curated record. The transcript has 2 exons.